Messenger RNA from Salvelinus namaycush (lake trout), 4580 nucleotides. It is a transcript of the gene ptdss1a, whose product is annotated as phosphatidylserine synthase 1a. Gene Ontology annotation, molecular function: L-serine-phosphatidylethanolamine phosphatidyltransferase activity. The coding region runs from base 547 to 1689 and encodes 380 amino acids. The record is from RefSeq and is a predicted model, not a curated record. NCBI's taxonomy places the organism in Eukaryota, Metazoa, Chordata, Actinopteri, Salmoniformes, Salmonidae. The transcript is spliced from 11 exons. Gene Ontology annotation, biological process: phosphatidylserine biosynthetic process.
GCUAACUUGUGGGUGGGCCUCAUCCUGGUCAUCUCCUUCUUCCUGGUCAUCAGUGUUCUGGCCUUCCCUAACGGACCAUUUACCAGACCACAUCCGGCGAUAUGGCGAAUAGUUUUCGGUCUGAGUGUGCUGUACUUCCUGUUCCUGGUGAUCUGACAUCUCCCUGUUAUGGUCUGGUCAGGUCUGAGUGUGCUGUACUUCCUGUUCCUGGUGAUCUGACAUCUCCCUGUUAUGGUCUGGUCAGGUCUGAGUGUGCUGUACUUCCUGUUCCUGGUGAUCUGACAUCUCCCUGUUAUGGUCUGGUCAGGUCUGAGUGUGCUGUACUUCCUGUUCCUGGUGAUCUGACAUCUCCCUGUUAUGGUCUGGUCAGGUCUGAGUGUGCUGUACUUCCUGUUCCUGGUGAUCUGACAUCUCCCUGUUAUGGUCUGGUCAGGUCUGAGUGUGCUGUACUUCCUGUUCCUGGUGAUCUGACAUCUCCCUGUUAUGGUCUGGUCAGGUCUGAGUGUGCUGUACUUCCUGUUCCUGGUGAUCUGACAUCUCCCUGUUAUGGUCUGGUCAGGUCUGAGUGUGCUGUACUUCCUGUUCCUGGUGUUCAUCAUCUUCCUAAACUGGGAGCAGGUGAAGAACGUCAUGUACUGGCUGGACCCCAACCUGCGCUACGCCACCCGGGAGGCUGACAUCAUGGAGUAUGCAGUGAACUGUCACGUGAUCACCUGGGAGCGAAUCCUGAGCCACUUUGACAUAUUUGCCUUCAGCCACUUCUGGGGCUGGGGCAUGAAGGCCCUGCUCAUCCGCAGCUACGGCCUCUGUUGGACCAUCAGCAUCACCUGGGAGCUCACUGAGCUGUUCUUCAUGCACCUGCUGCCUAACUUUGCUGAGUGCUGGUGGGACCAGCUGAUCCUGGACAUCCUGUUGUGUAAUGGAGGAGGCAUCUGGAUGGGUAUGACUGUCUGUCGCUUCCUGGAGAUGAGGACCUACCACUGGGCCUCCAUCAAGGACAUCCACACCACGACAGGGAAGAUCAAACGUGCUGCGCUCCAGUUCACCCCGGCUAGCUGGACCUACGUCCGUUGGUUUGACCCCAAGUCUUCCCUGCAGCGCGUCACAGGGGUCUACCUCUUCAUGAUCAUCUGGCAGCUGACAGAGUUGAACACAUUCUUCCUGAAGCACAUAUUUGUGUUCCCGGCGUGCCACGCCCUCAGCUGGUGUCGGAUCCUCUUCAUCGGCAUCAUCACAGCUCCCACCGUGAGGCAGUACUAUGCCUACCUCACAGACACACAGUGUAAGCGUGUUGGGACACAGUGCUGGGUGUUUGGGGCCAUAGCGUUCCUGGAGGCCUUGGCGUGUAUAAAGUUUGGAAUGGAGCUGUUCUCCAAGACCCAGGUCCUCUAUGUGCUGGUGUGGCUGGUGUGCGUGGCCUUAAUCACAUUCCUGUGUCUGUAUGGGAUGGUGUGGUAUGCAGAGAUCUAUGGCCCCAAAGAGAAGGAGAACUGCAUUCUGAGGUUGAGGCUCCUCCCACCAGGCAGCGUGGGCGGAGCUCAGGGAAGAACAAAUCCACCAAUGGGCUGGGGAAGAAGUAAUGCUAGCCCUGCCACUCAGGGUGGAGUCCCGCCCUCUUCUCCUGUCAGAACCCCGGACCACAGAGGAAGAGGUGCAUGUUGGGAGAGAUGGAAGAGAAAGAAAGGAUAGACAACACUUUCCCUGUGCAUUUUAACGUACGGAGAAGCACCCAUCCAUAAGAGGGGAGAGUGGGCCCAGGUUAGGGGCAUGGUCAGUGGACAGGAUAGACAGACACCAUGUCCAUGCAGGGUUGUAGAGGAAGGAGAGGGGGGGGGGGGUGGCCUAUAGAUCAGAGAACCACACAGAUACCUACUGGUGGUUCACAUGAGCUCCUACCUACCCUACUGCUGAUCAGUUUGUGUGUGUCUGCGUAAGCAUGUGUGUGUGUGUGGUGGCAAUAUUGCUUAUCCUCAGUCGGAACAGAAGAAUGCAUGUUCCAUUGUACAGGAGUUGGUAAACUACUGUGAUUGGAGAACUACGUUUAUCCUAUACCAUAUAUCUGUCAUGUGCUUCAGCCCAUAGAAUUAGAAUACUAGAAUGGAUAUGAACCUUCUUAUGGUGGUCUACAGGCUGUCAGCCAUUUUGGUCAGGGAGGUGGUCAACCAUGGAUAAGAUAUUGUGUAAAAUAAUGAAAUGGAAGAAUUUGUCUGCAGUGUAUGUUUGUUAGCUAGCUAACCGGACAGCUUUUAGAGGAAUGAUUCAAUUAAUUUGUCAAAUUAACUGUCAAUAUGCCAACAUUCCAUUCAAACAAUCCAUACACUGGCUGGUUGGACUUAGGCUAGUUGUAAAUGCAACAAGUUGGCUAUUGAUAUUGUAUCAUAGUGACACUCACAGUUUUCCAAGAAAACAACAACAGUUUUGACAUUUAUGGUCUGUUUACAUAUAUUAUAGAGGCUAUAUCAAAAUGUGUAUAAAACCUGUAUAAACUGUAUUUAUAAUUAGGACUAUUUUAGAUUGAUGAUUACAUUCGACAUUUCUGAUAUCACAUGCCUUUUAUUUUCCUGUAGAAGUCAAAUGAGGAUUCUGCCUCGACUGCCAUUCAUUCCAGUUAGACUGGUUUGGAUUUCUCCCUGAACAAUACGGCUUCCAUUAUUCACCCUGUUCUGGAAAUGUGAGGGUUUUUGACAUAGCCCCCCCCCCCCCCCCCCCCCCCCUCCAUCAAACUACUGUAUUUAAAUGGAACCCUAUUCUCUAUAUAGUGCACUAAGAUUUGACCAGACCCCAGUCCAAUGUACUGCACUAAGAAGACAAUAGGGUGCCAUUUGGGAAGGAGACAUUAUAUAGCUGUGUAAUAUCACAGAAGUUGGACUCUCGUGUUGACUACUGUAGGGGAAGACUGUUGUUGUUCUCCAUCGGGCCAACUCUUCAUCAUCAGUUUCAUAUUUGUAAGUGUUCACCAUUUUUGGUUUGUUUUUAUGACUUGAACAAAGAGAGGAAUGUGAACAGAGGCCGUAUGUAUCAAACAUCUGAGUAGGAGUGCUGAUCUAGGAUCAGGUCCCCCCCGUCAAUGUAAUCGUACUCAGUAUGCUCUAAAAUACUCAAACUGAUCCUAGAUCAGCACUCUACUGUCGGAGUAGAGAUGCUUGGUACAUAUGGCACCAGGAUUUUAAUGCAAAGCUGCUUUGGCUUGGAAGGACGGGCGUUUCAGAUUUUUUUGUGUGUUUGACCUCCUGGGUCAAAGAAUUGUCUUUGCGCUCCACCAGCUCCAUAUAAGCUGUUGACUUCCGUUGUUUUGGAGACGCCGUACAUUUACUGUCAUGUUUUGUUUUGCGUGUUUUGUGAAAUCAUCGUCAUGACCUUUGUGUGAUUUAUUAUGUGUCAUCCCAAAUGGCACCAUAUUCCCUGUAUAGUGCACUACCUUUGACCAGAGUCCUAUGGGCCCUGGUCAAAAAGUAGUGCACUAUAAAGGGAUUUUGAUGCCAUUUAGGAUGCAGCCUUCCUCUCCCUUCACAUCCGGGCUGCUGUCUUUUUACAGUAAAUGACGAGGCCAGUCGUUCAUAGUUGGAGCUUGGUCUGUCUGUGCAGGCAGGUAGCUUUGUUUUACUACGAUGUGGACGCUCUCGUUCUCACCUUCAUGGCAUUUUGCAUGGCUAAGUGUGGAAAUGGAUCCGAGUGUCUCGAGAGGGACUGGGGGAUGCUACAGAUUUACUACAGUAGUAGUGAAAACAAAUGGUCUUUGCGUCAGUGUCACACCACAUCAGUAAGCCAGUAUUCACAAUGUCUUUUUUCAGUGUUGCUGUAAACAUUUGUAAUUCAACGCCCUUGUGCCUGUAUUUAUGUAGUUUUGUUCUUUUUUACACUUCACACUUUUUAUGCAGUUUGUAUUCAGCCUACUACAUUUCAUUUUUUAUUUUUACUGCUCUAAUUACGUUGGUAACCAGUUUUAUAAUAGCAGUAAGGCACCUCUGGGGUUUGUGGUAUAUGGCCAAUAUACCACGGCUACGGGCUCUGUCCUAGCACUUCGGGUUGCGUCGUGCAUAAGAACAGCCCUUAGCCGUGGUAUAUUGGCCAUAUACCACACCCCCUCGUGCCUUAUUGCUCAAGUAAAGGUUUGUCAGUCACUGGGCCUGGUUAAUACUCUUAGAAUGCAUCCAUCCUUCCACCAUAGCUCCCUUGGAGUCGACGCUGUUCUGACAUAACUGUGUCUUAAGCUACUUUUUUGCAUACAACAUUGCAUAUAAUUACUGAGAAAUGUGGUUUGAUGAAUGGAGUUUAGUGAUGGCACUCUGAGCUAUUAUCACCCAUCCAGUUGUCAGAUAAGUGAAUAUUUCAAGAGAGGAUAGAAGGGUGCAUUUUAGAAGUAUUCAACCAUAGCCAUCAUCUCAACACACAUAUUUCUCUCAUGUCAAUCUCAGACACUGACACUCAUCCACAGGUAGCAUGGACCAGACUCCCUGGCUGUAUAGAAUAUGGCAUGUUGUUUCUGGAAUGAAGAUGCCAUUUUGCCUAAACAAUCCCUCUCGAAAAGGAGACUUGUGUUUGUUUUUUCACUCUGAAUUAAUAAAACUUUAUUAAAAAUG